This is a messenger RNA of Hyla sarda, 794 nucleotides long. Its product is annotated as pulmonary surfactant-associated protein D-like. Bases 108 to 794 code for a protein of 228 amino acids. The record is from RefSeq and is a predicted model, not a curated record. The transcript has 5 exons. NCBI's taxonomy places the organism in Eukaryota, Metazoa, Chordata, Amphibia, Anura, Hylidae.
CUGGAAGCUACACAGAGCUGCACUGACUUCUGGGAGUUGUAAUCUGGGCUGCAAGCAAGGAAAAAGAAUAUUAAGGAGACAGGGCCCAAAGGAUCUGCUAAAACCACAUGUAUAACUACAGGGGACACAGAACAGGACUACCUGGAAUAAAAGGCACUGCUGGGCCACCUGGACCACAAGGAAAACAGGGGCCUCCAGGACCGAGAGGUGAAAAAGGAGAUAGUGCAACUGCAGCAACUGAAGCCUUAAAAAAAGAAAUGUCAACUUUAACCAGUAAAGUGAAUUCUCUACAAUCAAAAGUGAAUCAACAGGAAACAGCAACUGAAGCCUUAAAAAAGGAAAAGUCAACUUUAACCGUUAAAGUGAAUUCUCUACAAUCAAAAGUGAAUCAACAGGAAAACGUUUUAUUAUUGGUAAAGGGGGUGUAUUCAGUUGGAGAAAAGAUCUUUGUUUCAAACGGUGAACAGACAAAUUACAACACUGCGAAGGCUGUCUGUGUCAAGAGAGGAGGUCAACUGGCUUCACCACGGAAUGCGGUGGAGAACGACGCUGUAAAUAGAAUUCAAACACAGCUUAAUGCUCGUCCAUUCCUGGGUAUAAAUGACCUACAGCAAGAAGGAAUUUUCAAAUAUCCAGAUGGUAAAAACAUUGCCUUCUCAAACUGGAGUGAUAAGGAACCAAAUAAUGAAUUUGGAGUGGAAGAUUGUGUGGAAAUGUAUGAAAAUGGAAAAUGGAAUGAUAAGAAUUGUAAUGAAAAACGUCUAAUCGUCUGUGAAAUUAUUGUAAAAAAAUAA